CCUGAUUAAGGGGAAUCGCUGGGUACCGGGUCUGGCUAGGCCAGAAAGGGGGGCGUCUGGCAUCCGGUUGAACUUGGAGGGCCGGAUUAGGGGAGGCGGCAGGGAUCAAGACAAUCGGAGCGCCUUGGGACGGUGCAUCUUGGGAGGCUCAGGGACCGGCCCAGGGCAGAGGAGGUGGCUGGGAUCUGGCGGAGCUUAAGGGCUGAGUUUCAGGAGGAGAAGGGGUUCUUCAGGGGGCCACACCUGCACGUGGGAAACCACCGGGGCCAGGGCGCUAUGGCAGUCUGGGGCAGGGCCCCUGCAUGGAGAGGUGGCUGGGCCCUACUCCAGCUGCUUCGAGGGAGACGGAAGCCUUAAGGCCCGCAGCUGGGGGCGGUGGCGUGGCUGCCAGAGGAAGGCUCUGCAUUGAUGCGGAUGAGGAUCCGUUGGCCCCACCACCUCUUCCCGUGGCCUGCUUCUACAUCCCCCCACCCUCGUGGCCGUGGAUGUUGCAGCUGGCGGGGACCCCGCACUUGGGUUGGUGUGGAUUGGCCGACUUUGUCCGCUGAGGGUGCUCCAGUCAUGCCUCCAAUGCUGCCACCUCCGCGGGGGCUGAGCCUGUGACUCACACGGAGCCCCAGGGACCCAGCGCUGACCCUGGCCCCUACUCCCGCAGCUCGCUUUGCGCCAUGGACUGGCAGCCAGAUGAGCAGGGCCUGCAGCAGGUCCUGCAGCUGCUCAAAGACUCACAGUCACCCAACACAGCCACGCAGCGCAUCGUGCAGGAUAAACUCAAACAACUGAACCAGUUUCCUGACUUCAACAACUAUCUGAUCUUCGUUCUGACCAGACUCAAGUCGGAAGAUGAGCCAACUCGCUCUCUUAGCGGUCUCAUCCUCAAGAACAACGUGAAGGCGCAUUACCAGAGCUUUCCACCGCCUGUGGCCGACUUCAUCAAGCAAGAGUGUCUCAACAACAUCGGCGACGCCUCCUCGCUCAUCAGAGCCACCAUAGGCAUUCUCAUCACCACCAUCGCUUCCAAGGGUGAGCUGCAGAUGUGGCCCGAGCUGCUGCCCCAGCUGUGCAACCUGCUCAACUCGGAGGAUUACAACACGUGUGAGGGAGCCUUCGGAGCCCUGCAGAAGAUCUGCGAAGACUCGUCUGAGCUUCUGGACAGCGAUGCCCUCAACAGGCCCCUCAACGUCAUGAUCCCCAAGUUCCUGCAAUUCUUCAAGCACUGCAGUCCCAAGAUCCGGUCCCACGCCAUUGCCUGCGUGAACCAGUUCAUCAUGGACCGGGCCCAGGCGCUGAUGGACAACAUUGACACCUUCAUCGAGCACCUGUUUGCUCUGGCGGUGGAUGACGACCCUGAGGUGCGGAAGAACGUGUGCCGCGCCCUGGUGAUGCUGCUGGAAGUGCGGAUCGACAGGCUCAUCCCCCACAUGCACAGCAUCAUCCAGUACAUGCUGCAGAGGACCCAGGACCACGAUGAGAAUGUGGCCCUUGAGGCCUGCGAGUUCUGGCUGACGCUGGCCGAGCAGCCCAUCUGCAAGGAAGUCCUGGCCUCCCACCUGGUCCAGUUGAUCCCCAUCCUGGUAAAUGGGAUGAAGUAUUCGGAAAUCGACAUCAUCCUGCUCAAGGGGGACGUGGAGGAGGACGAGGCGGUCCCCGACAGCGAGCAGGACAUCAAGCCGCGCUUCCACAAGUCGCGCACGGUCACGCUGCCCCACGAGGCCGAGCGGCCUGACGGCUCCGAGGACGCAGAGGACGACGACGAUGAUGAUGCUUUGUCCGACUGGAAUCUGAGGAAGUGCUCAGCGGCUGCGCUGGACGUACUGGCCAACGUCUUCCGGGAGGAGCUGCUGCCCCACCUGCUCCCUCUGCUCAAGGGCCUCCUCUUCCACCCCGAGUGGGUGGUCAAGGAGUCGGGCAUCCUGGUGCUGGGCGCCAUCGCUGAGGGCUGCAUGCAGGGCAUGGUGCCCUACCUGCCCGAGCUGAUCCCGCACCUCAUCCAGUGCCUUUCGGAUAAGAAGGCCCUGGUCCGCUCCAUCGCCUGCUGGACGCUGAGCCGCUACGCCCACUGGGUGGUCAGCCAGCCGCCUGACAUGCACCUCAAGCCCCUGAUGACGGAGCUGCUCAAGCGCAUCCUGGACGGCAACAAGAGGGUGCAGGAGGCGGCCUGCAGUGCCUUCGCCACCCUGGAGGAGGAGGCCUGCACGGAGCUGGUGCCCUACCUCAGCUACAUCCUGGACACCCUCGUCUUCGCCUUCGGCAAGUACCAGCACAAGAACCUGCUGAUCCUCUACGACGCCAUCGGCACCCUGGCUGACUCUGUGGGCCACCACCUCAACCAGCCGGAAUACAUCCAGAAGCUGAUGCCUCCGCUGAUCCAGAAGUGGAAUGAGCUCAAGGACGAAGACAAGGACCUCUUCCCUCUGCUGGAGUGCCUGUCAUCGGUGGCCACCGCCCUGCAGAGCGGCUUCCUGCCCUACUGCGAGCCCGUCUACCAGCGCUGUGUCACCCUGGUGCAGAAGACGCUGGCCCAGGCCAUGAUGUACACCCAGCACCCCGAGCAGUACGAGGCCCCCGACAAGGACUUCAUGAUCGUGGCGCUGGACCUGCUCAGCGGCCUGGCCGAGGGCCUGGGCGGCCACGUGGAACAGCUGGUGGCCCGCAGCAACAUCAUGACGCUCCUCUUCCAGUGCAUGCAGGACUCGAUGCCUGAGGUCCGGCAGAGCUCCUUCGCCCUCCUGGGAGACCUCACCAAAGCCUGCUUCAUCCACGUCAAGCCCUGUAUCGCUGAGUUCAUGCCCAUCCUGGGCACCAACCUGAACCCCGAGUUCAUCUCUGUCUGCAACAAUGCCACCUGGGCCAUCGGCGAGAUCUGCAUGCAGAUGGGGGCAGAGAUGCAGCCUUACGUGCAGAUGGUCCUCAACAACCUGGUGGAAAUCAUUAACCGGCCCAACACGCCCAAGACGCUGCUGGAAAACACAGCCAUCACCAUCGGCCGCCUGGGCUACGUGUGCCCACAGGAGGUGGCACCCAUGCUGCAGCAGUUCAUCCGGCCUUGGUGCACAUCCCUCAGGAACAUCCGGGACAACGAGGAGAAGGACUCGGCCUUCCGAGGCAUCUGCAUGAUGAUAGGCGUCAACCCUGGGGGCGUCGUGCAGGACUUUAUUUUCUUCUGCGACGCUGUAGCCUCCUGGGUGAGCCCGAAGGAUGACCUUCGGGACAUGUUUUAUAAGAUCCUCCACGGCUUCAAAGACCAAGUCGGGGAGGAGAACUGGCAGCAGUUCUCAGAGCAGUUCCCGCCGCUGCUCAAGGAGCGGCUGGCUGCCUUCUACGGGGUUUCUGUCUGCGUCGUCGUCGGAGGGGUUGCUGGGGAGCGCGCUGCGUCCAGAAGUUGCCGUGCCCUGGUCGAGGGGGGUUAGGGAGGAGAGAGUGGGGCCUACAUCCAGACGCCUUCCCAGUCCAUCAACCUGCGCGGCCGGCCGGCGGGCGGGCAGGUGGGUGGGGCCUCCAUGCUCGUC
This is a messenger RNA of Diceros bicornis minor, 3509 nucleotides long. It is a transcript of the gene TNPO2, whose product is annotated as transportin 2. Lineage: Eukaryota; Metazoa; Chordata; Mammalia; Perissodactyla; Rhinocerotidae. The transcript is spliced from 24 exons. The record is from RefSeq and is a predicted model, not a curated record. Bases 669 to 3410 code for a protein of 913 amino acids. Gene Ontology annotation, cellular component: cytoplasm; nucleus. Gene Ontology annotation, molecular function: nuclear import signal receptor activity; small GTPase binding. Gene Ontology annotation, biological process: protein import into nucleus.